AUGAGAACAAUCGCACUAUCAGCAUUAAUGUUGUAUCUGUUCUUCGCCGGACAAUGUGGCGGAUCUCUGUUAUCGUUACUCGAUCACCAUCCUGAUCCAAUCGGAAGCAGUUUGUUGUCCGAUCUCAUCAGAUCCGAUCUGUUUUCGAACCCUUUUAAAGAAUUGGAGCAGAUUCCGUUUGGAAUCGAGCUAGACGAUGAAGUGAUUGUGUUGCCGGCGAGAGUGGAUUGGAAGGAGACACGCGAUAAUCAUGUCAUCACGAUGGAUGUUCCUGGGAUGAAGAAGGAAGAGUUGAAGAUUGAGGUGGAGGAGAAUCGGGUUUUGAGAGUUAGUGGAGAGCGGAGGAGGGAGAAGGAGAAGGAGGAGGUGGAGAAAGACGGUGGUGGUGAUCACUGGCACCGCUGUGAACGGUCGUAUGGAAAGUUCUGGAGACAGUUUAGGUUACCUGAAAAUCUCGAUCUGGAUAAGGUGAAUGCGAGGCUUGAGGACGGAGUGUUGACGAUUUCGAUCGGGAAAUUGACACCGGACCAGAUAAAAAGGCCGAAGGUGGUGAGCAUUGGUGCCGGAAAACCAUCUGCGCUGCUGUCUGAUGCGGAGACGAAAUCGGAACUUUGA
Molecule: messenger RNA, 615 nt
Organism: Lactuca virosa
Lineage: Eukaryota; Viridiplantae; Streptophyta; Magnoliopsida; Asterales; Asteraceae
Source: the annotation of a GenBank genome assembly